AUGCCUAGGAACAGAUUUGAACUUAUUCUGAAGUUUCUGCAUUUCAAUGAUAACAAUACCAAAGCUCCAGACAAUACUGACAAGUUGUACAAAAUAAGACCAGUCUACGAUCUCAUGGUUGCGAAAUGGCGUGAUCUGUAUGAUCCAGGCGAGUUCAUCUCAAUUGAUGAGGGUACCCUCAAGUGGAGGGGAAGAUUAUCAUUCCGUGUGUACAACAAGGACAAACCAACGAAGUAUGGGAUUAAAGGAUAUAUUCUAUGUGAUUCUGACACUGCAUACUGCUGGAACCUAGACUUGUAUCACGGCCAGGGAAACACACUUCGUGAAACUGUUAUUGGUCUCAUGGACAGACUGCUGAACAAUCCUUACUCCCUGUACAUGGACAAUCUGUAUAACUCUGUGGAGCUUAGUGAGGAGUUGUUGAAUACCUACCAGGUUCAUACUUGUGGCACACUGAGGAAGAACAGAGGGGAGCCUGUAGAGAUUCGUCAAGUCGGUGACAGGGGUCACAUCAUCCCAAGAUUUGAUACUGUGUCAAGGAGCAAUGGAACUGUCAUGGUAUUGGCUUGGCAGGACAAAAGGACUGUGAGAAUGGUCAGUACUAAGCAUGAUAAGAGUACUGUGGAGGUUGAGAGAUUCAAGAAGGGGGGUCAUGGUGAAAAGGAAAAGAUCCAGAAGCCUGUUUGCAUCACUGAGUAUAACGCGCACAUGUCCGGUGUUGACAACCUUGACCAAAUGCUCAGCUAUUACCCCUUCACAAGGAAGACUAUCAAGUGGCAUAAGAAAGUAGUGUUUUAUCUGAUAGAAGUAGCACUGCACAAUGCUUUCAUUGUCCAUAAGCUCAGGCAUGAUCAACCAGAAAAAACUCUUCUGGACUUUCACUUGGCGAUUGUCAAGAAAUUGUGUAACGUUGUUGAUAAAAAUGAUGAUUCUGAUGAUGAUUCUGGGGAUGAGGACCCCACCCAACCUCCUGCAAGGGUCCCCAAACAUGAUCCCAGGGAAAGCGUAGAUAGGUCAUUACAAGUGCCAACUGGACCAAAGAAUGGCACCAUGCUUGGAACGGGAACAAGUCAAGACGAAGUCUCCUUGUAA
This is a messenger RNA of Lineus longissimus, 1092 nucleotides long. RefSeq names its product piggyBac transposable element-derived protein 4-like. Bases 1 to 1092 code for a protein of 363 amino acids. NCBI's taxonomy places the organism in Eukaryota, Metazoa, Nemertea, Pilidiophora, Heteronemertea, Lineidae. The record is from RefSeq and is a predicted model, not a curated record. The transcript has 2 exons.